Messenger RNA from Ornithodoros turicata, 823 nucleotides. RefSeq names its product probable glutathione S-transferase 7. Gene Ontology annotation, biological process: glutathione metabolic process. Lineage: Eukaryota; Metazoa; Arthropoda; Arachnida; Ixodida; Argasidae. Bases 153 to 764 code for a protein of 203 amino acids. The transcript is spliced from 6 exons. Gene Ontology annotation, molecular function: glutathione transferase activity. The record is from RefSeq and is a predicted model, not a curated record.
UACAGGCAAUAGAAUGUGCAUCGCUGCACAGGGUGCACCAGUCACCUGCGAUCAAAUGCGACACGUGUUGUCUCAUGGACUGCUUUCAUCCAAGUUUAUCACGAGUAUUUUCGUAGCGCGUUGUGGAGACCCGCGGCAAGUCUUCUGCUUGGAUGCCUCGUUACCGGCUAUUGGAUUACAAGGUCCCUUCACCAGGUCGACUCGCAGCCUUGCUGUUGACCUACGCUGAGGUGGAAUUCGAAUACGUCACCCUGGACAGAGCUCAGGCAGCCGAAGCAGAAGCAUUGGCGCCCUUCGGAACGCUACCGGUACUGUACUUGCAGGAGGAGGUUAUAGCAGUGGAUUACGCGAUCUGCGUAUAUGUAGCGAGGGAACACGGCCUGGAAGGGAAAGAUGCGAAAGAAGCGGCCAAAUGUUCCACCAUUGUGACGGGAAUUGCUGCCCUCUUUGCCAGUGUCAGGCGGACCAAGUCACAAAACCUGACGCCAGGAGAUGACAAACUAUCAGAAUCUAAAGAUCUACGCGAGAAGGUUCCUCGUUUCCUGAGAUACUUUGAGAAGCUGCUGACACAGAGCGGCACUGCCUACUUCGUAGGAAACCAGGUCACAUGGGCUGACCUGGCGGUGACGUUUGCCUGUCAACAGCUGCUGCAGCGGUUCCAGGGGGCAUUGGACAGACACCCACAACUAAAGGCGCACAACGAGCUCAUUACCGCGCUGCCUAAAGUCAAGACGUUCUUCGAAGAAUACUGCACCCAGCGCUAAUUACGACGCUUUCUGUCAGGCUUUCAGAUUAUCACGCACAUUUAUCUGCCAAUAAAUUG